AAGAUGCACAGGGCAAAAGUGGCACUUUAUUUAUAACACAGCUCGUAAUUUUGGAUCGGUACAGAUAAAGGCACCGCGCCGAGGUAUCUCACACGUUCCCGGCACGGUUAUCGGUUUCGGGUCAAGGUCCGGAACUGGCACUGGGAAGACUAGGGUCCGUGAGAGCGCUUAAUAAGCGACAUCAUCGCUGGCAUCGGACGCGCUCUGGCCCACCUUGGACCCGGCCAAUCAGCGAUCGCCCGCGGCUGCAGGGUGUGAGGCUACAUUUAACCCUACAGCAGAUCCGAGGUGGAGCUGGAGGAGACGGCACGGUUCAGUGUACUGUCGGUUAGGGGAAAGGGCCACAAUAGAGGAAUUAUGUGCAGGUAACGGGGACCAUCGCUGGCAUGUCCUACAGCAGAGUCGGACGAACGAUUACGAUUUUAUCGAUUUCACAAGUGGUUUCGUUUUGGUUUCUCGGCUGUGAUAAUUUAAGUCUGCGCGUUGCCGCUACCUUUCCGCCGCUCAAAGUUGUCUUUAGGAGUCUGAGUUUUUUUUCCUCUCUCUCACUCUCUCCAGUUUUGCUUGACGAUCAGCCUUUCUCCAGAAGGACUGAUACAUGAAAUGUGGGAUUUUUACUGUCAUGCGGAUUUCGGCGCUCUGAAGAGGAGAGGAUUUUGACGAGGAUUAAAAAGUGACGCACAGUUCGGAUCCCCCCUCCCCGUUAUUGGACGACUUGAUCUGUAUAAGGAGCAGUUGGAGGAACGCAAGUGAAACACUUUCUCCAACGAUACCCCUUCUCCCGGUGCGGGGCGAAAUGGAGUUUAUGUAGCUGCGGAUAUUCCUCAACGCCCCUUGAGAAACCUACAAUAUAGCGCGAAUUGUAUUGCUUGACAGAGACAGAUUUGCCGGAUCGACCUUCGCCUUUGGAGUAAUAAUCAUGAACUUAGUUGUGAAUUUGAUACUGGAACUGUUUCUGGCGGCGCUUCACUUGUCUUUCCUGAAGGCUGCCCACAUACCAAAGGACAGAGAGAAGAGCAAAAAUGAAGUUGUUCCUUUCAUGGAUGUAUUCAAUAAAAGUCUGUGUCAACCGAGGGAAGUGUUGGUGGACAUCUUCUUAGAGUACCCAGAUGAGACGGAGGUCACGUACAUCCCAUCCUGCGUUGCCCUCAAGCGAUGUGGGGGCUGCUGCAACGAUGAGGCGAUGGAGUGCGUUCCCACGGAAACUUACAACACGACCAUGGAGGUCAUCAGAAUAAAGCAGCGGGUGCAACAGCAGAAGUACCUGAGAAGUUUCACGCAACACCAAAAGUGUGAGUGCAGACCAAAGACUGAUGUGAAAGAGAACAAGGAAAAAUGUGAGAAACCUAGGAGAUGAAAGUGGACGAAGAGGAUACAAAAAUGAAGGAAUUUUCUAUACAGCACUUUUGAUGUAAGAACUAAACAUUUUUGGCUGUGGAUGGAUGGACUCCCAACGUGAAAAAUGAGAGCCCAUCGUGUCUGUGCGUGUGUGUGUACAAAACACUUUCACACACGUGUACAAGAGACAUUGAAUCGCUGCUAUGAACUGCAUGAACGCAGACCAGCUCCCAGCCCUGCAGCUGACCAGUGGUUGGCAGUCCUGAAAUGUGUUUAAUGCACCACUCCACUGGAUAUGGACCUGGGCAGUUUGGCAAGCUGACCAGAGGCGGUCGGGGGAUUGGGGGGGGGUUGGCGUAGGAAGGGGCGCCGAGUGCCCUUGUGGCCGCACAGAUGUUCACAGCAGAGGACCAGGAAGGCAAAGCUCCCAGGAUAUCUGACGGUGUGAAGAGAAGCGGGAUAUACACACUAACAGACAGUAGGACGCUGUUCUAACUCAAGAGGAACACUCUGUAGAUACUGACACAAAGAGCUGACAGUAGAUGCCGACUUUCAUCUGAGAAACAUAGAAUCUGCUUAUUAAGUUAUUUUUCCAAAGAUCCAUGCACUUACUGCUCUAAAGAGUACCAGAAGCUCUGAGUACAGACAGAUCUACUAUCCCCUUUUUGUAGUGCAGUACCUUUAAUUUAUAAAUAAUAUUAGAGUAUUUUCAAUAUUCCGUUUAUUUAAUAUGAUGUAUUUAUAUGCAGUGUUAUUUUAAUGUUAUUUUACUUUAUCUUGUCAAUGUGGUUUUGCCCUGAAAAAAAAUAAUUGUAGAGGUUUUUUUUUUUAUAUAUAUAUAUAGACAUAUAUAACGAAAGAUGCUCUCACAUUCCACAGUGCUUGUUUUGAGCUUUUAAUUCAUGCAGCCUGUGUUGACCCUCCGACGACGGCUCUGGGGGCUGGGCAGCGGGGCAGUCAGCAGAGCAUUUAGAGGGCCGGUCUGCCCUUGGUUCCGCCUGAUACAGAAACAUCGCGUCACAUUAGACCUAGGGCGGUCACUAGCGAUUACAUCAAUAAUCGAUUAAUCUGACAAUUCAUCAAUUAAUCAUUUAUAUAUAAUAUAAUGUAAUACAACAUCAUAUAAUAUGAUUUAAUAAAUUAUAAUUAGCGUGAAGCAGGAAUCAACCAACCACUGCAGGGCGUACGCUUGGCGACACAUGGUCACUAGUUCAUUUAAAUUGCAUGUUUUUGGACAGUGAAAGGAAAUCAGCGGAUCCGCAGGAAAGCCGCCACGCAGGGUGAACAUGCAAACUCCACACGCGCAAGGCAGCGCCGUUCUGCUGCCCUGACAGGCUUGCAUGAUAUGUGCAUUUCAUGCACAUGCACUGUCACAUCGCGAGGACCAUCAUAGUCUGUUGGGGUUCAAGCUUAAAUGGAGAAAUGUUAAAUGGAGAUCAUGCCAAACAUCCUAGGAGACCAGAUCCCAGGCAGUUUAUGCUGCCCUGCUGCCCUCUCAGCACUGAGGCUAAAGUGCAGCCCCUGCUGUUACUGGGUGUGGGGGGGGGGGGGGGG
Molecule: messenger RNA, 2892 nt
Organism: Paramormyrops kingsleyae
Lineage: Eukaryota; Metazoa; Chordata; Actinopteri; Osteoglossiformes; Mormyridae
Gene: vegfaa
Product: vascular endothelial growth factor Aa
Biological process (GO): positive regulation of mast cell chemotaxis; vascular endothelial growth factor signaling pathway; induction of positive chemotaxis
Cellular component (GO): membrane
Molecular function (GO): vascular endothelial growth factor receptor binding; heparin binding; growth factor activity
Source: RefSeq, a predicted model, not a curated record